This is a messenger RNA of Paramormyrops kingsleyae, 2250 nucleotides long. RefSeq names its product stomatin (EPB72)-like 2 (gene stoml2). Lineage: Eukaryota; Metazoa; Chordata; Actinopteri; Osteoglossiformes; Mormyridae. Gene Ontology annotation, cellular component: membrane; mitochondrion. The record is from RefSeq and is a predicted model, not a curated record. Gene Ontology annotation, biological process: mitochondrion organization.
UUGUUUGCAGGGGGAAGGAUUUCAGCGCCGUACCGAAUGCAUGCUGCAACUUCGCUGCUUCCUAUCAUCAGGGGUCACGUUUGAAUAUAAAGUGGAGAGUAAAAGUCGUUCGAUCUAUAGACAUUCACUGACGGGUGAAAUAAUAAUUACAACAUGCUUCGCACUGUUUGUCGGACUGGAAGUGCUCUUCUGAAGCACUCUCGCCGCAGCACACCCUCACAGUGGGCAGCCCUGGCCCAGCAGAGAUGGGCCUCCAGCCUCCCCAUGAACACUGUAGUGCUCUUUGUGCCUCAGCAGGAGGCCUGGGUGGUGGAGAGAAUGGGCAAGUUUCACCGUAUCCUGGAACCAGGAUUGAAUUUCCUUAUUCCGAUAUUGGACAGAAUUCGUUAUGUGCAGAGCCUGAAGGAGAUCGUCAUCGACGUGCCAGAACAGUCUGCCGUCUCACUGGAUAAUGUGACACUGCAGAUUGAUGGAGUUCUGUAUCUCAGAAUACUAGAUCCUUUUAAGUCCAGCUAUGGAGUCGAAGAUCCAGAAUAUGCUGUGACUCAGUUGGCACAAACCACAAUGCGCUCUGAGCUUGGAAAGUUGACCCUUGACAAAGUUUUUCGGGAAAGAGAGUCCCUGAACUCCAACAUCGUCCAUUCCAUCAACCAGGCGUCAGACGAGUGGGGCAUUCGCUGCCUUAGGUACGAGAUCAAGGACAUUCAUGUUCCUCCGCGUGUUAAGGAGUCCAUGCAGAUGCAGGUGGAGGCAGAACGAAGGAAGAGGGCCACCGUGCUGGAGUCCGAAGGCACCAGAGAAGCAGCCAUCAACGUGGCGGAAGGCAGGAAACAGGCACAGAUUCUGGCCUCUGAGGCCGAGAAGGCAGAACAGAUCAACAAGGCAGCCGGUGAAGCCAAUGCUGUCUUGGCCAAAGCAGAGGCAAAGGCUAAAGCCAUUAAGCUGCUGUCUGACGCCCUGACAGAGCAGAAUGGCGAUGCCGCGGCCUCCUUGAGUGUCGCCGAGCAGUAUGUAUCUGCCUUCUCCAACCUGGCCAAGGAGACCAACACCAUCCUGCUGCCUUCAAACACUGGAGACAUCAGCAGCAUGGUCUCCCAGGCCAUGACCAUCUACGGCAGCCUGGCCCAGCCGAAGAAGGGCAGGCUAUCUACCGCUACCACGGACACAGCGGCCAGCAUUCUGAGAGCGGAGACCGAGGAGAAACACCUCAGUGAGGGAUCCUCACUAUCGCCUCCUGGUGGUCAAUAGAUCACAGACUCGGACUGUUGCCGAGCAGAGGAGGCCGAUUUCAGUCCUUUUCAAGAACUGGCUCGAGCAGAGGUGGGCAGGCCGGCCCAGAGACCACAGUGUCUGCAUUUCUGCAGUAUUCCAGCACUACGGUCAUUGUUCCAUGAGAAAGUAAUAGUACCAAACUUGUGGUGCGAAUAAUGCACAAGUCGUAUGAUCAGAUAACAAACAUUUAGUCGGACGAUGUAUCCAAAACAUGACUAAUUUGGGGAGAGAUUCCUCAAUUGCUGGAACAUAACAGAAAUGCAGAGACUCUGUGGCUUUUUUGGACGCUGUUGCUUACCCUCCUGAAGGUGGAAGACCUGAAGGAAAGGCAUCCUCAGGAGAAGCCAGAUGACCAGGCUUAAGUUACAGGCAAAAUCGUCAACAUUCUGUUUUUCCGCCGUUUGUAUUUUUUUUCCAUUGUGUUUAAAUUCCUUCAGGUGUACAUCCUCCAGUUUCCAGUGUAACACACACUGAUUCAUCCUCCAGUUUCCAGUGUAACACACACUGAUUCAUCCUCCAGUUUCCAGUGUAACACACACAUUCCUGACUUGUAUGUGAACCUAAGCAUCACUCGCUGGGAUGCCGUAGGUCUCCAGUGCAAGUUUGGUGGUUGAUGUGAUUUCUGGUACCCCAGCCAUUCAGCAGCAUCUCACCAUAUUCACAAGUACUGCGAGUUGGUGCCUCCACCUUUUAAGCGUUAUCACUGUAAUUCUUCUACCCAGUAAUUAAUUCUUAGCACAAAUGUGCCCAUGUUUGACAUACAGAGAUGCACUGCAGUGGGAUGCCUGAAGCUGAUUAAUGAAAAUGUGUGAGAGAAAUGUUGAGCUUCUCAGUCACACCACAGUACAUAAUUUGACUUGGAUAGAAGACAUUUCUGCAGUCAUUAUGUACUAUUAUCAUAUGUAAUUAGCAAGCCAUUUUAUGAGGGAGAAUUGUGAAGAUUGUACACCUGUGAAAUAUUAAAUAUUCAGAAAAGGC